AGUGAUACACCGAGUGAGAUGAGAGUGGUAGUUGAUAGGUCAUGUGAGGCCAUUUCGAAUUCUAACAACUUACCCUCUACCUCUAGUGUGUUUCCUUGUGUCUUAUUAGGUCCCAUGGAUGACGAGACGCCGAUCAUGGAGAAGAUGUACAUGGUGCAUGAAGAUGAUGAUAUCACACCAUGCUUGAUUGAAGAUGAACAUGGAUGCCACAUCGAGCCUACCACUUCCACAACACCUACCUCAUAUGAGCGGAACUACAAAGGUACCUAUAUGGGUGUUGAUGAUGCCAUGAUCCCACUAGUGGACAUGAUGAUUUAUGAGUGCUUGCAUGAGUUGGAUGAUCCUAUUGCUAUGUCAUAUGCUUCUUUCACUUUCCCUUGUGAUACUUGUGAUACCACCAUUGUUGAUCAUGUGGAAAUAGUUGCUUGUGACAAUUUGACCAUGCCAUGCUAUGAUACAAACUUGAACAUGUUUUGUGCUACAUGCUUGCAAUAUUCUCCCAUUAGUGCAACCAAAAUGUUGAAUACUUUCUCUUUCCAAUGCUUGGUUUGCCAUAAUGUUAAUAUGCUUGUAAAUGAGAUUGCCCCCAUAGCUCUCUCACAGUUUGGAGACUUUGCAUAUAUCCAUGUUGAGCAUGUUCCCAUGUUUACUCCGCAUAUUCACCACAUCUACUAUGGUAAAUUUCUUAAUGCUAAUGGUGAUGUGCAAAAGAAAUGGACCAUCAUGAUGGAUGAUGUGUUCAUAUACCAUGCACACACGUUCUUUGCUUUGCCUAUUGUGUGUGUAGGUACACGGAAGACAAGGUCAACCUCGAUUGAGCACGAGUUGACCAAACGAGCUCUUGAGAGCAUGAUACAAGUGAGCUCCAAUGAGUGGUUUCGCCCACACACUUUGACUACACAAGAUCUCUCAAUGAGAGCACAACGACACUUCGAUAAGGUGACCUCCUUCAACUUGCGCUCUCUUGCUAUACCCAUGGAACUUCGGCUACUCUUUGAGUGUUGCGUUGCUUGUCUUGUGCUAUUGAUAGGGUUCAUGAUAAGUGAUGCCACAUUCAAGAGUUGUUGUCAUCUCCCACCUCUACCCGUUCAUGAUGAGUUAUCGUCGAGGUCGACUCUUUUUCAAGUGGGGGAGAUGAUGUAGCCCGACCUUCGGUCUUCGCCACAUCAUAUGCAUCGACGCCGACAUGUCACGCAAAGGUGAAUCUUCCCCUUUAUGCGUGCGUACAAUUACCUAUGUGGAAUGGUAUGCUACUUCAUCCUCCGUCAUAUGACCAUGAUAGGAAUACAUCGCCAAGUACGGAGGAAGUGGAGGAUGCCAUGGAUGCUCGAGGACUCAAGGCCGAGGUCGUGAAAGCAUGGAAGAAGCUCCAGGCGCAGCUACACCGGAGUCGCCGGCCUCGCCAACUCACAACGGAGUCUCUGGCCCAUGAAGAUCAAGACCGGAGUCUCCGGCCUACAUACACGAGAGUCUCCGGACUAUGUGAAGCGCUAGCCACAAGUCAAUUAGGGCCAAGGCCCAUGUACCCCCUUCUAUGCCUAAACUACCCCUCCUUAGUGGCUCCCUAUAUAUAGGCUCCCACCUCCCCCUUCAUUAGGUAAGAGUUGAUGAACUAGAACUAGGCUCAUGCCUCCACCAUCCCUUUGGGAUUAGGGAAACCCCCUCCUUAGAUUACCAUAAUCUAUUGUACAAGGCACUCCUUAUAUGAUUAGUCUCUCACACUUGUGAUUCUA
This is a messenger RNA of Lolium perenne, 1733 nucleotides long. The record is from RefSeq and is a predicted model, not a curated record. Lineage: Eukaryota; Viridiplantae; Streptophyta; Magnoliopsida; Poales; Poaceae.